This is a messenger RNA of Daldinia vernicosa, 1866 nucleotides long. RefSeq names its product HET-domain-containing protein. The transcript is spliced from 2 exons. Bases 1 to 1866 code for a protein of 621 amino acids. Lineage: Eukaryota; Fungi; Ascomycota; Sordariomycetes; Xylariales; Hypoxylaceae. The record is from RefSeq and is a predicted model, not a curated record.
AUGUCAUUCAUACAUCUUAAUAUCAAAAGUUCUUGGGCCGGCUAUUCAGAUGUCAAAUUCCAUUUAGCACCUCUAGCACAACAACCUCGUGCACUAUUGAGCGAAGUUGAGGCCCAUCCUUGGUCUACCCUCGGCCCUAACAUAGGGUCUGACGAGUCCUUAGGAAAAAUACGUCAGUGGAUAUCAUCCUGUCAAGCCAGCCAUAAAUCUUGUGGUUCAAUACACGGACACCAUGGAUCACCUGGUUUGGAAAUCGGUACCUUCUUCCCAACUCGAGUGAUUGACGUUGAGGAAGCCGAAGCUGGGGUAAUAUUUCUACGAGAGAGAGCCGAAGUCACGGUUCAAUUCGGCACCGACAACGAAGCACGCCUACCAACAUCAACCGAAUCCAGUACCAUGCAUAAGUAUCCCGUCUACUGGACUCUAUCUCAUCGCUGGGGAGAUGCUGAUGAGAUGCCACGACUUCUUAAAGACACAGAGUCACAACUCCGUAAAGGCGUUAGGCUUGAUAAAUUACCGCCGAUCAACGGAAUGUGGCCGACAUUCCGCGACGCGGCCCUUCUUGUUAAACGUCUCGGCUAUAGAUAUAUUUGGAUCGACUCGUUAUGCAUCUUUCAAGAUUCAGAUAGCGAAUGGCAACGAGAGGCUAGUACGAUGAUAGAUAUCUACCGCCACUCAUAUUGCAAUAUAUCGGCGGGCUUUGCGUCAUAUAACCCAGCAAAUAACGGUCUUUUUAGGCGAAGAGAGUUGUGUGAGAGGCACCUCUAUCCAGCUGUGGUGAACAUAGAUGCUCAACUAUGGUGGGCAUGGUGUAUUCCAAAUUGGAAUGACCAAGUCGAGACAGUGCCUCUCAAUAAACGCGGCUGGGUCGUACAAGAACGAUUUCUAGCGACGCGGACUAUUCAUUUCGCUGGAAAUCAGGUCUUCUGGGAAUGUUUGGAGGACAUCAAUUACGAAUCUAAACCGACAAGUGAAAGCCUAGCAGAUCUAGAAAGGAACGCGGAAAACUGUACAACUAUGAAGGAUAGGAAAGCAGUGUUGAUGUUCCAUAAACUCAAAGAAACUACUACUGAACCGUACCCCCCGCCUCACGAUGAAGAGAGAUCAAAGGAAAUCUAUGAAUCCUGGACUCGUAUUGUGGAAUAUUACGCAUCUUGUGGGCUUACAAAAGAGUCUGAUAGAUUGAUCGCUGUAUCCGGCAUGGCGAAGGCUUUCCAGGAAGCCACCGGCGACACAUACAUGGCUGGCCUAUGGAAAGGUGCGUUCGGCCGUUACCUUACGUGGUAUAGUACGGCUUACAAUGGAGGUCAAGUCCGGCGUAGCGAGUAUGCGCCGACGUGGAGUUGGGCUUCGACUACGGGAGGUGGGGUGGAAUUCUUCGAUUGGGUUGAAGGUCAUUAUACAUCAUUUUUCAAACUCAUUGGGGAGCGGAUCGUGCCUGAACCGCCUAAUGGGGACUCUUUUGGAUUGCUUCUCUCCGCGGAGCUUGACAUGGAGUGCAUGAUUUGCUACCUUCGAUUGGAUACGGGGUGGCGGCGGUACGACCAGGGGAAGACCUGGGUAUAUCACGACGAAGCUCGAAGCCGGUGCUUUUUCGAGGGACAUUCAAAUACAGACAUAUACUAUGAUUUGAUAGACUCGCAAGAUAAGUUUGAGCAAGCGAACGAGGUGGGAGAUGAUUUCGUAUGCACCUUUAUUCCAGUAUGGAAACAAGGCAACGAUACAACGCUUUGCCUUAUAUUGGAGCGCGAUGUAAACAAUAGGUAUAAACGAGCUGGGCUUCUGAAAUGGUACCAGUAUAAUGACGAGGCAAAAAGUCCUUGGGACAAUUGGACCCGUACAAAAAGUCUUAUUACACUUAUAUAG